Molecule: messenger RNA, 1717 nt
Organism: Striga asiatica
Lineage: Eukaryota; Viridiplantae; Streptophyta; Magnoliopsida; Lamiales; Orobanchaceae
Source: the annotation of a GenBank genome assembly
CUUCAACCCGUGACCCGCCAAAUUCGAGCAUUUCAAAGCUUCCGCCAAAUCCAGCCCGUGAGCUGCCCAAUAACCCGACAAAGCUCAGCUCUGUGUGUGUGUGUGUUCUAGUAAUGUUCGCUUCGUGAAGAGCAAUCAUCACACCAUGAAAAUUGGAGUUCAAACUCCACGAACUAUGUAACGCCGCCUUAAUUUGCGAUUUCGGUCGGCCGCAUUUCUUUAAAUUUUUGGCUGCUCGCCGGCUGUUCGUCGCCGGCCAUGGACCGCAGCCUGAAGCGUUUUCAGUUCCCCUUCCUCCUCCGUCCGCUUUAAAUGUACUUCCCCUUUCUCUGUUCACUUUUCUGCAAAUUUUUUGUUUGAUUUCUGGCCGCUGGGUAUUUGCCACCGCGCGCGAACGCAGCCGAGGCGGAGGUUGAAACCCUUAAUCAAUGUGGGAAAAAGGUCCGACCCAUGUCAAAUUUCGACACCAUGUUUGGAGCUCUGUCAUUCUUAUUCGCUUUGGUUUCUUUAAUCCUUUCUUUCUCAAAUGGCUGUGAAAUUGAUGAAGAUAAUAUUUUCAAUGUCAUUGAUUAUGGAGCCACAAGUGAUGGUUAUACAGAUAAUUCAAAGGCAUUUCUAGAAGCAUGGGAUGCAGCAUGCAGCUCCUUAAUUGAUUCCCCAAGAGUGUACGUUCCACCAGACGGGACAUUUUUAUUAAACCCCGUCACUUUUCAGGGCCCAUGCAAUGCACUCAGAAUCAGUUUCGUGAUUUCGGGGGUGCUUGUUGCCCCAGAUUCACCUAGCUUGUGGGAUGGGAUGGAUGCAAGUCAAUGGUUAGGAUUUACGGAUAUCAAUGGACUCAGACUUGAUGGGUUCGGGUAUAUUGACGGGCAGGGCCAAUCCUGGUGGGACCAGUCAUGUAAAUACCAUCCUGAGUUGAGACAUUGCACCAAAGUGGCUCCGACUGCGUUGAAGUUCCUGGGAUGCAAAGAUAGCAGUGUUAGCAAUUUAAACUUCAUAAAUAGUGCUCAGACGCACAUACUGGUGAGGGGCUGCAAUACCUUCGGCAUUCAAAAUGUGAUAAUACAGUCGCCAGGGAAUAGUCCAAACACUGAUGGCAUACAUAUUCAAUCAUCUCAACAAGUCAUCAUCUCCGAUUCUAGAAUAAGCUGCGGAGAUGAUUGUAUUUCAAUUGGUGACCACAUUUCUGAUAUUGAAAUCAACAGAAUUGAAUGCGGACCUGGCCACGGUAUUAGCAUUGGAAGCUUAGGAAAACGUGGAAAUUACGUACAAGUGGAGAAGAUUCACGUGGCUGAUGCCUUCCUCAAUGGAACCUCGAAUGGAGCUCGAAUCAAAUCAUGGCAGGUGGGAAGAGGAUAUGUUCGUGACGUAACUUUUGAAAAUCUUAGAUUCAACCACGUCAAGAAUCCCCUAAUCAUCGAUCAGAACUAUUGCAACAUCAGGGGCAAAUGCAAGGAGCGAGAAACUGGAGUUCAAAUAAGCAAUGUGAUUUACAAAGACAUAGUUGGGACAUCCUCCACUGAUAUUGCUAUUAACUUCAACUGCAGUAAGUCUGUAGCAUGCUUUGGAAUAUCAAUGGAGUCCGUAUAUUUAUCGUCAGCGAAAAUUGGGAAGCAGGUCACUGCGUAUUGUAAUAAUGCUUAUGGUGAAGAAACUGAUGUGGUUCCUGGUCCUUGUCUUAUUGCUGAAUAACUGAAUAUAUAUAUAUAUAUAUAUA